UUGUGACAUUAGUAGUUCCACUUCCACUUAAAUGUGGCAUAAAGCAAUUUUUAAAGAAGUCCCCAAACUAUAGUGUGGAACUAUGGACACAGCUCAUGAGCUGGACUCUGGAGUCACAAAGGAAUAUGUGAACAUGCCUGUCUUCAGGACUGUGGUGGUGAAGAGAGAAUUUGGAGGAAAGCUAUUGAAGUGUGUUGUUGUGGGCUUUGGACUGCUGUGUAUUCUACAAGCCACUCUCAACAUCUCACUGCGUCUCUACUCUCAGACACCUAAGACAGAUGAAAGAGAGAAAUUCAGGAAUUUAAUGGGUGAAUACAUACAACAGGGCUGGCUGUAUUUCAACAACACUUUCUACUUCAUGUCUUCUACUAUGAAAUCCUGGAAGGACAGUAGAGAUGACUGCCUGCAAAGAAAUGCGGACCUGGUGGUUAUCAACAGCAGAGAAGAACAGGAGUUUAUUUCAAGAUGGCUUGAUGCGCCCUGGAUUGGACUGAGAGGCACAGAGGGAAACUGGGCAUGGGUGGAUGGUACAAACAUUACUUUAAGUUACUGGGCAGUCGGUGAACCCAACCAUCUUAUUGCGGGUGAAGACUGCGUAGCCUGGCACAACACUUGGAAUGAUGUGUCGUGUUAUGAUUUAAACCUCUGGAUCUGUGAGACGAAGACACAAGGUCUUUCGCCACUUGGCUGGCGGCGUUUCGGCAACAGUUUGUACUUUUUUUCUGAUACCAAGAAGAACUGGGAGGACAGUAGAAAUGACUGUAAGCAAAGAGGCGCCGACCUGGUGGUCAUCAACAGUGACGAAGAACAGGAGUUCACUUCAUCAAUAGGAAAACACUGGAUUGGACUGAGUGACAGGGAAAAAGAGGGGGAAUGGAAAUGGGUUGAUGGGUCAGGCUUAACUUUUCGGAACUGGGGAGCAGGUGAACCAAACGGGGUCGAUGGAGUGGAAGAGUGUGCAGAACUACGUUGGAGGACGCCGCCCAACUUGUGGAAUGAUGCCUUGUGUAGCACAACAAACUUCUGGAUCUGUGAGAAGGUCGCUGGUAUGGAGCCUCAGGAAGGGGACCUGUACCCAGAUGAUAAAAAUGAUGGCCAUUCUUGGGGAUCCUUGGUUCCUAUGACCGUCUUCCUAUCUGUCGUGGCCAUGCUCAUCAUCUGAAAGUGAACAUCCUGACAUCCUGUUUGACAGAUGAAGAGAGAGACCUGGCUCUUGGAACCGAUCCAUGACCGGUCUCUGGCUCCAUGGGCCCCAUCCCCUCAUUCUCUGGUUUGGUCCCCGUGCCUUGCUCCCCUGAGGUCCACAACGCUGGCUUUUACUCUCCAACCAUCCUUCACCCAGGCUUCGUCUGUUUAUUGCGUUUGGUAUCUAGAAGUUGUUUUGAUUGUAAUAUUUUGUUACUGUUAUUUUAAUGAUAUUAAACAAUCUUUUAAUGUUAAUGUCUCCAGACGCAUUCGCAGUGUUUUUUUCCUACUUCUUGGCAGGUAUCGGUGUACAACGUAUGUGUGCCUGAGGUAGUGAGAUGCUAUUAACGAUACAGUAGGGUAGAUGACAUUACAUACAGACUCUGUUUCUACCUCGUGCUCUCCCUCUCGCCUAAUACUUCACAAUCAAACAUUGAGUGUAAUAGAUAAAAAAAACGUGAAGCACUCAUUGAUAGGAGGGUAAACAGAUUAUUUGCAAAAGUCAUUAAAAUAUUGCUAACUAUUGGUGGUGUAGUAUUCACUGUUCCUUGUCUUUGAACAAAAGAAAGAAAGAAGCUCCAAAAAGACGCAGAAUGCUGUGUGAAUACUCCAGCCGCUGCGCACAUUCGGCAAAGCAGGAAAUUGCAAAUAUCCGGUGUUUUGCAGUCAAACGUGUCAUAAAAGUAAUAUUUCUAAGAAUUUUGAAUUAGAAUUUUAACCACCUGCACCUUUUUGAAACUUUGUGCAUUUUGGUGUAUCCAAAUUGAUGCUGCUAUAUUGUAUUGUAUUUUACUUUACUUUAUUGUACUAUUUACUUUAUUUAAAAAAUUUUAGACAAUGUGUUAUCCUUCAAUGUACCAUCGGCACCAUUGUAAAGGAUGUUUUUUUUCCCUCAAUGUGUUUUCCGAGGUUAAAUAAACUAAAAUUAAAUGAAAAUGAAAUCCCAACAAAAGCCUGUUUGGGGAUCAUAAAGCAAAACAGUCUGUCCCCGAUUCAUCAACUUUAGUCCAUUUUCUGUUCACCUUUGUUCAACUGGGUUGGUCUCAUUGAGAAGAACAUUUAUUCACCAAGACAAGCAGCAUAUCAUUUCUAACACAGUUAAACACUAACAGAAACUAAGAAAUAGGGAAAAAAUGAAUUCCUGUUUCACAAUAAAAUGACAACUGAUAAACUGAAAGCAGGAAACAUUUGCAAGUAGAAUUAAAUUGUCUUCCUUUACUUCAACUCUUGCCUCAACGUCCACAAGUUGACACAAGUCCCUGUACUAUGUAUAUCAUCUAUAAUUAAGUAUGUUAUGAUAUUUGUGUGGCAAAAACAAUAGAGCAUUACAUUAGCCUGCUAACUAAACAAAACAAGACUGAAGACUUUUAUGUUUGCUAUAGCUUUCUGCUAAAUCUUAAAUACAUUGCACUUUCUAAAAAGCUUUUUUGACUUUGCCUUUAUUUUCUAUUUUUAUACUAAAAUGCCUUUUUAACUUUCUAUUUUACCCAUUUCUUUGCAUAUGUUUUCUUUUACUUAUCUAUUAUUUUAUUUUAUUGUAUGACAACGUUUAUAUGUGAAGCACUUUGAGUCUGCCUUGUGUAUGAAAAGUGCUACAUAAAUAAAGUUGCCUUGCCUUGCCUUGCCUAACUGUUUGUCCAAAAGUUUAUAGGAAAAUGUCUCUGAUGUGUUUUAUUCACAGCAGGGUGUUCGCCUCAUACCUAUAGCAGCCAACCACACAGGUCAGCACACCGGGUCAGGGCACAGGGGCUCAUCCAGGACUCUGACCCUCCAGCUCUAUACUGCAUGUGUUUACUGAAAGCUGCAGUUUCGCUAC
Messenger RNA from Gadus chalcogrammus (walleye pollock), 3001 nucleotides. RefSeq names its product macrophage mannose receptor 1-like. Gene Ontology annotation, cellular component: external side of plasma membrane. The transcript is spliced from 11 exons. Lineage: Eukaryota; Metazoa; Chordata; Actinopteri; Gadiformes; Gadidae. The coding region runs from base 83 to 1162 and encodes 359 amino acids. Gene Ontology annotation, molecular function: fucose binding; D-mannose binding. The record is from RefSeq and is a predicted model, not a curated record. Gene Ontology annotation, biological process: biological process involved in interspecies interaction between organisms.